UUUGAAUCUGAAAAAGAAAUAAUGGUAUGAAGAUGGUACUCAAUAAAAGAGUUCUAAUUCUACAUAUAGUGAUAUAACAUUUGUCAGAGACAAUUAUUAUUGUUAAAAACCUCUUGUUCGUCUUGUGACAAUAGCAUUACUAAUAUUCAGAGAAAAAGCAUUUUGAAAGCUAGGUGGUAUUAAAUAUUUCAAAAUGGCUGCUACGAGCGUGCAAAAGGGGUCGAUGUCCGAUUCUAGUGUACAAGUUACAUAUGAAGAUCAACAAAAAAUUAAUAAAUUUGCCCGUAAGAAUUCCAAACUAAGUGAAUUGAAGGAAGACAUUCAAAGUAAAAAGAAAGAACUACAGAAUCUACAAGAUGCUUCAGAUGACUUGGUACUUCUAGAUGAUUCAGAGCUUGUUCCGUAUCAGAUUGGUGAAGUAUUUGUCAACCAUUCAAUAGAUGAAACCCAGGAGCUGAUUGAAAAAGCAAAAGCUGGCAUAGAAGCUGAAAUAAGGGCACUUGAAGAACAAGUGACAAAAAUUCAAGCACUUUUACAAGAAUUAAAAAUACAGUUAUAUGCUAAAUUUGGUAAAAAUAUCAAUUUGGAAGCUGACGAGGAGUGAUGUAUUACAUGUAGUGUACUGUAUUUACUCUAUUAGAAGCACAUCUAAGGUACAUGUACCAUAUUUGUUCGAUUAGGAGCACAACCUUUCAGUCAACUCUUAACAUACUGUAUUUACUCUAUUAGAAGAAGCACAUCCCCAAUAAAGGUACAUGUACCAUAUUUACUCUAUUAGAAGCUCAUCUCCAAUACAAGCGUAAAUAACCCAAAGUCAUAUUUGCAGUACUGUGAAACAUUAAAUUAACUAUUUUGACCUCAGAAACACCUCAUAAUUCAUGUAGGCAUAUGCGCUUGUAAUAGAGCAGAUAUGGCACUCAGUUUUACAAUAAAAAGCAAGGAGGUCUAGGCAUACCAACAGUACCUCACAAAUAUUUAUGCAUAUUUUACCAUAUUGGUGUUUUUGUGUAAAAUUUAAAGCAGGUUAACGUCUGAUCCUACUGAUUGACUUGUGUGAACACAGAAGAAAUCAAGCCCAGAGUUACUAAAAUAACAUACCAGGUAAUAACAAACAAAAAAUGGUUAGUUAGUUACUGGAAAUAAAUAACCAUUCUGUCCAAAGCUUAAAAACUGCAGGUUUUAGUAUCCAAUGGUAUUUGUCAAGAGUAUGUCAAGGCAAUAAUCACUAAAACCAUCCUCCAAAUAUCUAUCAUGUCAUUGCAUGGCACAUGAAUGAUUGACACACUACAAAAUCCUGAAAAAAAUUGCAUUCAUUUGGCUAAUUUUUUUAUCACAAGGUGGUGUUCAUGGCUUACAAUAAACUCAACAUCGACCCAUCUUGCAUACACUGGUCAUUUAGUUCCCUUGUGACCAAAAUAUGUGUUACAAAUGUCAGAGUUUAUGUCCUGUACUGUACUGUAUUUCAGUUUCCAUGCUAAUCUUGAGAAAGAAAGUUUUAUAUGGUAUCCGUCACAUCUUGUAAUCAAACCAAAAUGCUUCUAAUAGAGAAAAUCCAUUGAAAUCCAUUUCUAGUAUCAAUGUUAACUCGUCAGCUUGUUUUUUUUAUUUUGGUAAUUGUUAUUAAAGCUUAUUUUGUAAAUAUACUAUUUUUUUUCUGGAAAUUAAAUGUACUGCAAGUUGUAUGGGGAAACUAUGCUGGUUAUAACAGAUGUAAGAUAAUAAAACCAACAUGGCCGCCAAUCUGCUAUUGUGAAUCAAAUUACAAAUGUUUGAAUUACAUAUUUUUGCAUGAAAAUGGCUGCCAGAAAACUUGUUCAAACCAUUGCCCCAAAUUUUAACAAAAUUGGUAAGUGUAUCAGGUAUAACAGGAUGCCCUCCCCCAGUCAGCCAUUUUGUAACUACAUGCAACCCUAACCCACUGUGAGCGAUGUCAAUACAAAGUUAGAAAGAAACAGUUGUCAUGUUGGGAAAUAUUUUUUUGGCCAACCAUGAACGUACAUAUGUAUACCAAUAUGUCUUGUCUUUAUACUAACGAGAACAGUUCAGGCAUGUCCGCAACAAGUCUUGGCUUUGGACAAAGUCUAAUGGUGACUAAUAAAAAAAAUAUUGCCAUU
Saccoglossus kowalevskii is the source of this 2114-nucleotide messenger RNA. RefSeq names its product prefoldin subunit 4-like. Lineage: Eukaryota; Metazoa; Hemichordata; Enteropneusta; Harrimaniidae. Gene Ontology annotation, cellular component: cytoplasm; prefoldin complex. The record is from RefSeq and is a predicted model, not a curated record. Gene Ontology annotation, biological process: protein folding.